GAAAGAAUAAUCUCCUUAUGGUCACAGUGGCUGCCGGUCUUCUUUGACACAUAACUUCUUGGUAAUCUUUCCAUUAGACCAGAACCUAAACAAAAUUUCUAGAUUGGUUUAUCUUAACUCAGAAUAAAACAUAAUGAAUGCACCAAAAUGUAAAAACAACUUAUCUCAAGGAAAACAAAUAUUAUAAAAAUUUUCAUCUCCUUAGUUUUCAUAUUUUAUUUAUAACAAAAAUUUGAAGUUGACAAAUUUCCAUACAGAUAAUAUAAGAAGAAAGUUUUUUCAUGAAUGUUGACUCACACACAUCGGAGUCUGGCACAGUUGCUGGGGCUGCAAUGCAAUAGUGUGAUCCCAGCUCACUGCAACCUCCGGCUCACUGCAACCUCCGCCUCCCAUGUUCAAGCGAUUCUCCUGCCUCAGCUUCUCCAGUAGCUGGAAUUACAGGCGCCCCUGCUACGUAUCAGCUUUGAUUUCUCAGCAGUUUAGAGCAGGUGAACAUGAUGGGUAGAAGGAAUGACACAAAUGUGGCUGACUUCAUCCUUACGGGACUGUCAGACUCUGAAGAGGUCCAGAUGGCUCUGUUUAUGCUAUUUCUCCUGAUAUACCUAAUUACUAUGCUGGGGAAUGUGGGGAUGAUAUUGAUAAUCCGCCUGGACCUCCGGCUUCACACUCCCAUGUAUUUUUUCCUUACUCACCUGUCAUUUAUUGACCUCAGUUACUCAACUGUCAUCACACCUAAAACCUUAGCGAACUUACUGACUUCCAACUAUAUUUCCUUCACAGGCUGCUUUGCCCAGAUGUUCUUUUUUGUCUUCUUGGGUACUGCUGAAUGUUAUCUUCUCUCCUCAAUGGCCUAUGAUCGCUAUGCAGCGAUCUGCAGUCCUCUACACUACCCAGUUAUUAUGUCCAAAAGGCUCUGCCUCGCUCUCAUCACUGGGCCUUAUGUGAUUGGCUUUAUGGACUCCUUUGUCAAUGUGGUUUCCAUCAGCAGAUUGCAUUUCUGUGACUCAAACAUAAUUCAUCACUUUUUCUGUGACACUUCCCCAAUUUUAGCUCUGUCCUGCACUGACACAGACAACCCUGAAAUGCUGAUAUUCAUUAUCGCUGGUUCCACCCUGAUGGUGUCCCUUAUCACAAUAUCUGCAUCCUAUGUGUCCAUUCUCUCUACCAUCCUGAAAAUUAAUUCCACUUCAGGAAAGCAGAAAGCUUUCUCUACUUGCGUCUCUCAUCUCUUGGGAGUCACCAUCUUCUAUGGAACUAUGAUUUUUACUUACUUAAAGCCAAGAAAGUCUUAUUCCUUGGGAAGAGAUCAAGUGGCUUCUGUGUUUUAUACUAUUGUGAUUCCCAUGCUGAAUCCACUCAUUUAUAGUCUUAGAAACAACGAAGUGAAAAAUGCUCUCAUUAGAGUCAUGCAGAGAAGACAGGACUCCAGGUAGUUAAAAUAGCAGAAAUGGAACAUUUAAUCUCAUCUUUUCUUUCAUUCCUAUUGGGUAUUUUCUUAGUCUCUCUAUAAAAACAAUUGAAUCCUUUAAUUUAUUUGCAUUUCUGUUGUGCUGCUCUUUGCUUGACUAAACAUGAUUUAAAACAUUUCAAGGCAUAUGUUUUUAGAAAUCCAAAUGGUAAUUAGAAUCAUAAUAUGUGUGUCAUGUUUUGAAGCAACUGAUGUGGAAAAUAAGAAAAUAUGGUUGUCAUUUUUAAUUAUAUUAUUCAAAUUCUUAUGUAUGCUUCAAUUGUAGAUAAAUUUAUUAUGGAAAGAAUAUUUGAGACACGCUGAUAAUAGUUUUAGAUGUUAUUCCAUUUAUUAUGUGGGGAAGAAUCAUAGCAGAGUGGGUAGGAGUACUUACUUUGGAAUAAAAUUUUCCAAGAGUUAGAUUCUAAAUAUGCUACCCUUUUAGCUGUAUAGCCAUUAAUAUGUUACCUAAAGCUUAAGCCUCCUUUCCCUAAGUGCGCAAGAUAAAUAAUAACUCCAAAUCUGAUCAGAGGGUAGUUGUAGAGUAUUUAAAGCGAUAAUAAUUAAUGCUUCCCCUUAUCAUUAGAAGACCUACAUUACUGCACAAUGCCUUUUUUCAAGAAUGUAAACUCAUGUUUUACAAAUUACUUUUGGUUAAUUUAACUGACAGAACUAAAAAGAAAAAAAAUCAGCAGCUCACAAUUUUGGAUUUCAGAAGUAAAAUAUUUCAGUAGAAUUAUGUUAUAGAAAAAAUAGCAUAUAUUAAUAUAGUGUUAGAGAAAAUUUGAAAAUAUUAUAAAAUAUUGAAGAAAAUAGAAAUCCUCUUCAAAUAUUGAGUUUUGGCUGCUCUUCCUGUGGAGUAGCCAUUCUUUUGUUUAUUUACUUCUCUAAUAAACUUGUUUUCAGUUUUAGAAAAACAAAUAUUGAGUUUUGUGCAUGUUUUUCUAGAUCAAUAGUUUCAAAUAUGUGCACAUAUAUAACGCAUAUAAACAAAAAUUUCUAUCACUUUCUACAUACUGAUUUUCAGCUUUCUGUAUUCAUUUACAAGUUUAACAUUAGAUAAUCUCUUUGUCAUCGACAAAUCUAACAAAGUUUUUCUUGAUACAUGGGCACAAUCAAGUCUCAUUUCACAAUGUUUUGGACUUGAAAUAUAAAUUCAUCACAUUAAAAAAUCUACAUGCAGUGAUAUGUCCUUUGCAUGCUAAACAGGUGAAAACUGGAUUUCUGUAAUGUGUCAAAUUGCUUCUUUAUUAAAAUCCUGUGUGUUUUUAAAAAUCAUUGCCUUUCUCCUGUUUUCUACAGGUUUGUUUCAGUUUUAAAAUAACUCCUUGACUUAAAUGCUUUAUUCAUUGAUUUUACAUUUCAAUACAGAAAAGAUGUAAAGCAAAGAAUUGACAAUGAAUUCAGUUGUUGUGACAUCCCAUCAAUUUUAGUCAGGUAGUGUGCUUAAAUGUCUUUUAUUUUUAAAUGUUUUCCUUACAUAUUCUGGAAACACAGUUUUGUUUUUAUCUGCUAUUUAAAGGAUAUUUUAGAAGCUAGUUUUUAUUUUCCAAGUAUUUGUCUUUUUUGUUUAAACUUUUGUAACAGUUACUAGAUAGAUUGUUUUCAUUUA
Molecule: messenger RNA, 3059 nt
Organism: Gorilla gorilla gorilla (western lowland gorilla)
Lineage: Eukaryota; Metazoa; Chordata; Mammalia; Primates; Hominidae
Product: olfactory receptor 8H3
Exons: 2
Coding region: 495-1433 (312 amino acids)
Biological process (GO): G protein-coupled receptor signaling pathway
Cellular component (GO): membrane
Molecular function (GO): G protein-coupled receptor activity; olfactory receptor activity
Source: RefSeq, a predicted model, not a curated record